AUGAGUAUGUAAAUUAGCAUAACUUUGUCCUUUUCUACCUUAAUAUCAUCUAACCUUUCCUAUUGUGCGCUAACUUACCGUGAUACGAAGUUUUUAACGAAAAAACGCUGCUUACUAUAAUAUUAUAGCUCUAACCUCACUUUAAAAAAAUGAACUUACUUUUUUCGUAUUUUACACAUUAUUAUCAGCUCUCUAACCUUUUUCUUUAUAAACCCCCCUAACCUUUUCUACUUUCAGCUAUUGGCAUUGGAAAUCCUGGCCGGUUUGUGUUUAGCGACGGACGGCGGGCAUUCGGCCGUUCUCAAGGCCUUCACUGAUGCCACCACGCUACUGGGCGAACGUACUCGAUUCCAAAAGCUCGUAGAUGAACUGCAUCGACAGCACGGCCAACCGAGAGAUACUGAACGAGUACGCGUGGCAUUGAUGUCGUUGAUUAAUGCGCUGUUGAAGAGUGGACCUGCUGAGGUAAGGCUUGACUGAUGGUUGAUAUUAUAGUGAGCUUGAGAGGAUUUUAGUGUGGUAUAGCGUGAUCAUUAGGCAUCUUUACUAUAGUAUUGAUAUUGUUCAAAUAAUUCUGAGCUUUUUCUCAAACCAAAUUUUUGGGGUGAGGGGCACAGAAUUAUUCGAAUAAACUAAUAUCUAUGUUAAUAUGCAGUAGCUUCACAUUUAUUUUAUAAAACCAAAAGCUGGUGUUAUACCUAAAAAACAUUUCAACUCAUGCUUAAAACUCAAACGAGUAGCCAUCCCAUCACCUAAAACAAGAUAGCAAUUAAGAAAAAAAUUAUAGCCUUAACGCCGUGUUAAACCUACAGUAAUGCCCAUUGAAACAUUUUUGGAAGCCUUCCAACACUUUUCCUUUUGUCCACCAAAUUAAAUACAUUAAGGUUGGGAAUUAUUUAAGAGCUGUAAUGGAUACUUUUUGCAUUCUUCAGAAGCCGCGCAGAACGUCAAAGUUCCAAAAGUUUCAUUGAAUAGAUUUGAAUAGGUAAUAGGUUAAGGCAGACGGAUUUUAGUGGGGUUAUGAUGAUGUUCAGAUGGUGGUUCAUGUUAGAGUUGUUGUAGAUGAUAAGGAUGCUUUGGAUGAUAAGGUUGUGUUAGAUGUUAAGGUCGAUUUAGUAGUGUGAUAUUAUUAUAUAUAUUAGGUCGUUCAAAUAAUCCUGUGCUCUUUCUCAAAGCAAAUUUUUGGGCUUAUGGAGCCCAUAAUUAUUUGAACAACAUAAGAAUUUAAACGAUGAUGAUUUAGAAAGGCGUAAUUUAAAGUUUGGCAUUUUGUUGACUUUUCAGGUUUUCUUGUCGAAAUUCAGAAAAUUUUUUAUUUUUGGAUUGUGACAUAAAAAUUAAAGGCAUUGCAAUGUAAAAUACGUAAUCUUUCUUUUGCUUUGCUAGUUCAGAGAUAAAAGUAAUGCUAUCUCUAUGUAAUGUAUAAAAGAAUACUGUAUUCCUUUAUAAAUUAAAAGUGAUAGUUUUGCAAUACAGCAUAUAUAAAGCCAAAUUUAAGCCUUCGAGCAUUUCGACCGCAGUAGCCCUGCAUCAGAAUUAAAAAUUAAGAGAUGAAAUCUGAGCACGGGUCGGGUUACAGCGUCGUUACCUGUUCGCGCUCGAGGCGAACAGACCUCGAAUCUGUUUCGAAUAUUUCUUGAGGCUAUUUGGUUACGGCAGGGUUAAGAUUCGAAAGUAAUGGGAAGGUUUUGGGAAAUUUUAAGCUUGUUCUAAUCUUUUUCAAAAAUUAUUUUUUUGAUGGCAGGGGUGAUUUUUUGGAAGAUUUUGAUAAGGUAGAGUAGGGUGGAGAAAGUUGGGUAGGGUAGAGCAUGAUAAUGUAUUUUAUAGUAGGGCAGGAUAACAUAAGAUAUCAAGAUGUUUUUCCUGUUUGAACGCAAUCAGCUAGCCCCCAAACCAAUUAUAAUUUCCUUUCCAUUUUUCUCGAACGCCAAUGUCAUCAAACACGAAAGGCAUUUUUUGUUGCAUAAACGUUCGUUCAAGAAUCGAAAAAAUGAAAAGAAAAGCUUGCGCACCCAAAGUUUUGUUAAUAACAACCCCCUCCCCCUGCGGCACCUUUCACUGCAAAAUGAUUUCGUCGAAAUUGUUUUACGAUUCAAAUCCAAAAACAUACGUUUUAAGCUGUGAUAAAUGGCUAGGAUCAGCGCUUCCGAUCCCCACUGGCGGAACGCUUUUAUGUUUUUUUCGACGAACUUUGCUCGCCUUAAGUUGUUAGCCGGGAUCAGGGUAUAAGUACUGGUUUUGACACUUGUAAAUGGGUGAUUUUGAUAGUUGGACACUUUUAAAUGUGUGAUUUUAAUAGCUUUACACUUAUAAGUUGUCACAAAUAUUUUUAUUUUUUUAAGUUAACGAGCUGCCAAUUAGUGCCAAAUUUAACCGCCAGUUUUUAAAAGCUAACUUUAGUAUAGAAUCUAUUGUGUAGAAUUUCCAUAUCAGAAAGGAGAUUAUAAACAAAAUUUUAUUCAAAAAUGACCUUUUAAUGCCAAUUUAUUGCAUUUAAAAUUUUUCACGUCCACCUUAAUUUGGUCCUGCCACGACUUUUUGAAAGCGCAGGUUGUAAGCUGAAUUUUUUGCAGAGCAUUCUUUAUAUGAUAAGUGUAUGUUAUGCGUAUUUUGGUUUUGUCUUAACAAUUAUAAGCUAAAAUAUAGAAGUUUUAACUUUUCCCGCGCGUCUCAGUUGGGUCCCGCCACGAUUUUUUGAAAAUUCACUUUAGAAGCUAAAAUUUUGCAUGAGCCUUCUCGAUAUGACAAGUUUAUCUAAUGCGAAUUUUGGCUUUGUUUCAACAUUUACAAACUAAAAAAUAGAGGUUUAAACUUUUCAUGCGAACUUUAACUUGGUCCCACCACGAAAAAUUUCAACAACAAAUUAUGAAAUUAAAUUUUAUUUUUUGUUAUUUUUUGACAAUUUUAUCGUACUUUUGGUGGGUUUUCUGUACUAAAAUAGUGGGUUUUGUUUCUUUUUCGACGACAUAUUUGUAUUUACAAGAUCGAACGUUAAACUUUUUAUAAAAUAAAUAGGAUAAUGACGUCGACGAGCAAAUAAACUGCUUUUUUGUUGCUUUUUAGGUAUACAACCGAGAAGUUGAGGAUGUUUAGAGAGUUGGAUGUGUUUAGAGGAUAGGAUUUGAUUAAUUUGAGGUUUUGAAUUUGAUUUUCAAUUGAUUUAGGGGCUGGUGAGGGCUGUUUUUGGACAAGUUCUUAACGUUUUUAUAAGAUUAGGUAAGAAGAUUGUAAAAACUUGGCUUUUCGGUUGAUUUUUGAAGGUUUUCAGUUAGUUUUGGGGACGAUGGAUUCAGUGGAUGUAGAUAAUGAACAUUAAAAGCUGUUUAUAAUUUUGUUUUGAAGAAAAAUUUUAGGUAACAAAUUUCGGAAAAAAUUUAUUUUUAGGUUUUUAAAUGAUUUUGGGUCAAUAAAUUUAUGAGUUGAUGAUCUUAGGUACAUAACUAAGUAUUUGAAGUUAAUUCCGGUUUGAUUUUCGGUUUUAGGUAACAAAUUUUGAAAAAUUUUAUUUUUUUUAGUGCUUGGGCUAAUAGAGAACUGAAUUGAUGAUCUUAGGAACAUAACAGAGCAUUAGAGGCUGAUUUUAAUAUUUAUUUUACGUAAAAAUUUUUAAGUAACAAAAUUUUUAAAAAUGUUAUAGUAAGUUCAAACUGUUUACAACAAUACUUUUUGAAUAUUUAUAAACAGACUGUGCUUUUAAAUGACACAAAAAGCCAAUUUCAAGAUAUUUUUAUUGCCAUUCCAUCAAUAAAAUUUAGGUAACAUUAAAAUUUUGAAAGUUUUUGCAAAAACUCAUAAAAUAUUUUGAGUUAUUCGUAUAGUCCACUUUGAUGUUAUUUUGUUCGUCUACUGAUAUCCGGUUUAUUUGUUGUUUUUGGAGCCUAUUUCCUUUUAUAGUUUAUCCGUUCGCAAAAUGCCAUUUGAGAUUGGAUUGGCUAAUUUGUGAAAUUAAAAAAAAUAGCAUUGGUUCAAUGAAAAUGUUUCCUUUUUGGGUAUUAAAAUGUUUUUUAAGGGGAUUAGUGAUUACUAUAUUUGGGUUCUUAGGGUCGAAAAUGAACUUUUAUUUAAAUAUUUUUUUUAACGUGAACUUUCGUUUACAAGGAAAAUACCCUACCUCUUUUUUGUAAAGUUUUUUUGAAAAAAUUUCUCAAAAAAAUAUUUUUUACUCAAAAACUUACUCGUACAUAACAUGGUCACAAAAUUUACAUAGUAAAUGUAAUGCGGAAUUUUUUGAAGCACUGGUCACUCUAAGGGAAUUCUUGCGUCGAAUGCUAAUUUUGGGGUUAAAAGUGCGAAAACGGGAUGCGUUUAAAGAUUUGCAGGGCUCUAAUUUAAAACUGGCUUCUUGGGAAUGAUGUUUUAGUUUUUGGAUUGUACUUUAUGCAUGAUUUUAGUUUUUAACGAUUUCGAGCCCCUAAGCAUAUUUUUGUAGCAUUGAAAUGAUUUUUUUGUUGAUUUUGCCAAAAAUUGCAAGGAAUAUUAUUUAAAAAAGCUGUUUAAAGCUUUAAUGCUCCAAAUCUCAAAAACUAAAGAAUUCAAAUUAAACUGAACUUCCGACCCACAAUGGACCUUCAGUUAUCUGACCCUCGGGGCGAAAGAAUUUCACACGUUCCUUUUGGUCACUCUCCCUCGCAUCAAAGGUGUGAAUAAAAGGAAGAAGAGUUUAUUCAAAUUUCUUUAGCGCGGGAACAGCGGAAUGCGAUGCCCGAGGUUUUGUUAGCUCAGAGUCUAGACUAAACUUGUGUUUGGAAUGUUGGGGUGGGUAAAUUUGAAUAAAGCUUUAUAGGAUGGUAUGGUUGGUUGAAAUUAGGGAUGAGGAGAAAAUUGGUCGCAUGACUUUGAAUUUUUUAAGUUUAUACGGUAUGGAAUAAGUUUUUUGUGGUAUAUGGACGGUCUAUGGGAGGGAGAGAACCUGGCCUUCAGAAAAAUUCAAAAUUAGAGUUUUAAAAAACUUUACAUUGUUUAUGAUGGCCGUCAUCUUAUCCUAAACUAAGUGCAUCUAAACCCCUGAUUAAUGUUAUCAAAAAUCCGAGAAAUGCUUAUAUAACCUAAAACUAGCUAAUUACAGAAUAAACGCGUGAAGAGCAUAAAACAAAACAUUCUAUAUAUUUUUCAAGAAGAUAUAUAAUGUACUUUUUAAUCAAAAUUCUUCAGAUGCUGAUUAAACUUGAUAAACAUGAUUUGCUGUAUUACUUUUCUUUUAAUCAUACUUCUCAAAUAUUUAUUCUUGUUUUCGGCGUUUAUGUUAAUAUUUUGAAGUGAUUUUUAUAUGUUUUAGUAGUUUAAUAAAUUUGUUAUAAAGGCUUGUAUUACAGAAUUGUUAUUGCUGUGUAAUGAUGUUAAAGUACCGAUUUAUUGGUACAUUACGAUAGCAAUACUACAAGUCUUUAAAGUUAUGUGACCCAGCUACUAUAAGAUAUGAAAAUCACUAGAAAAGAUCAAAAAAGAGUCAAAGACAAGAAAGAAGUAAUAUAUGAGAUAUAUGAUUAAUAGAAGAGUAAUAAAGGAAAUCGUGUUUAUCAACUUUUAAUUAGCUCUUGACGGAUGUUGAUUAGAAAUACAUUACACAUCUUCUCGAAGAGUAUAUCUAAUUUGUUGUUUUAUACUUUUCACGCCUUUCUUCGGUAAUUAGCUAGUUUUGAGUUGCGUAAGCUUUUCUCGUAUCUUUGACAACAUUAAUCAGUGUUUUAGCUGCUGUUAGUUUCGGAUAAGAUGACGGCAUCAUAAAGUUCGAGUUCUUAAGUUUGGGAUGAAUUUUAACUAGUAGAAGAUUUAGUUUUCUAGGUCUAAUAUACAACUUGUACUGGUAUAUUAGUGAUAAGACGUGAAAAAUCUUUAAAAUUAAGAAAAAUCGAUUCACGGUUUUAAAAGACGCUAUCUUCAGACUUCUCUCGAAUUCCGCCUCCACUUACGAUAUGAACUGCUGAUGCUGGGAAUCGGCGAAGUAAUCGACCAACUCCGCACACAACAUGGCCAAGCCUUGGAGGACCAUCUUGACCUGUUCGAAAUGAUGCGACACGAAGACGAACUCGACCUCACACAAUCCUCAGCGUCUACUUCAGACCAGUCGAUGGACCUGAACGUUGAUGUGGAGAAUCCAUCUCAAGUCGUCGAGUAUCUACAACGAAGGUUGGAGCAUACAGUAGCGUUUCCUCGCUUCUUGAGUAUUCUACAACAUCUGAUUUUGGUACCGACGGACGAGAGGCAUCUCAACAUCUGGCGGUUGUUCGACUUGAUCAUCCAACAGCUGAGUAUCAAAACGACAUUGGAUGAUAGUAACAUCAGUGAUGUUGAUCCAAGUUUUAACAAAAGUUACGAUUUUGAGAUGGAUGAGGUGCUGACAAGGUUGAGGACACAAAACGAAUGUGAAAGGCUGGAAAAGGAGUUGAAUGAGGCGAAGGAUGAGCUGGAUCAGGAGAGGAAGAAGGUCAUGGAAUUGGAGAACAGACUCAGCGAUAUUCAAGUAGGUGUUUUGGUGAAUUUUUGGGGAUAAUAAUGUUUCUAGAGCCUACUAUAACAUGGAUAACAUUGUAAAAACUUUUUUGAAAUAAUUUUAAAAUUUUGUACUUUUCAGGAUGGCAUGUCGUUAUCAUCGUUCUCUCGAGUUUCCGAUCUCUCAACAACAUCUUCUGAUCCUCGCCAAUCUCCAACACCUACAAUAUCUUCAAUCGCCUCAAUACCUCCAGUACAACCUCCUCGUAUGAUACCUCCACCACCACCUCCUCCGCCACCGUUCGGGGCAAAUCCAUUAGCUCAAACUGUUAAGAAAAAGGUGGGUUUUUGAGUAUUAUAGGCAUGUAUAUAGAGGAUGAAGGUAAAAAUUUGGAUAUAGUUGAGAAGGUGAUCUCUUGGUGAAAGAAUAAUGAUUUUACCUCUAAAACAAUAUGAUUAUAGGUCCCAAAACCAGCUUCAUCAGUCCGCACUCUCAAUUGGACAAAACUCGCCAAUGACAAAGUCAAAGGCACGGUCUGGGAGAACGUGAAUGAAGAGAAACUUUACGACCAACUCGACCUAACAAUCCUCUGCCAACAAUUCGCCGCAACGAAAACGGAAUCAGAAGCCUCAACAGCCACACUACACAAGAGAUUCUUCAAACCAGAAACGGUUCAAUCUGUGAUCGAACCACGACGAUCUCAGAACUGCACCAUUAUGUUGUCGAAGCUCAAGUUGAGUCACAAGGAAAUACGAAAUGCCCUCUUAAGUAUGGACGAAAAACAGAAAUUGCCAAAGGACAUGAUCGAACAGAUGUUGAAGUACAUUCCGACAAAGGAAGAGCUCCAACUGAUUGAUGAAACACUGUCAAAGAACAAAACUCCUGCUGUUCUGCCGCUGGCUGAUCGAUUCUUCUACGAAGUCGGACAGAUUCAGAGGUACGAGCAGAGGCUUCAGUGUCUAUACACGAUGAGAACGUUCCAAGAACGAGUUGAGGAAUUGGUGCCGUAUUUAAAUGGUAAGAAGGUGUAGAUUAUAUUGUAGUAGACAUGAGGUCAUAGAAGGGAUGUGUUUAAGUUGGGAGAGAGAGGAAAAUAUUUUUUUUCUUUUUUUUUCUUAUUCUUCUUCUUGCUCUUAUUGUUGUUCUUCUUCUUGUUAUUUCUCUCGUUCUCUUUCUUGUUUUUUAUUUUCUUCUUUCUGUUCUUAUUUUUGUUCUUGCUCUUCUUCUUAUUCUUUGUUUUGUUCCUCGUUUAGUUUUUCUUUUUUUGUUUUUUGUUCUUCUUCUUUAGCUUCUUCUUUUUCAUCUUUAUGUUCUUCUUGUUUAUUUCUCUUUUCUUUAUUUUUUCUUGAUUAUUUAUGAACGUUAUUCGUAUAGUUUAAAUAAGAAACAAGACAUUUAUAUGUUUAUUUCUAAAAUUCAGUGCUUAUAGAACCUAAAACAUUAUCUUUUUCAGCGGUCUCUAAAGCCUCCACAACACUAACCUCAUCCAAACGUCUCAAGCAGCUCUUAGCCUUGCUUUUGGCUAUUGGAAACUAUCUAAAUUUCGGAAAACGUAUGGGAAAUGCGAUGGGAUUCACGAUAGGAUCGAUAAAUCAAGUCACGAACGUGAGGUCAUCGCUGAAAGCUGAUCGAAACCUAUUACAUUACAUUGCCGAGAUCAUCGAGAACAAAUUCCCAGAUUUGUUGAGGAUAAAACGAGAGUUACAAUGCGUUUUCGAGGCUACAAAGUUUACGUGAGUUUGGUUUUUGUGGAUUUCAGAGGGUGGUUUAGGUAUUUUUGGUGAUUAAAAGGUGGAUAUUUAGGUUUUUGUAGUGUAAAUAGCUGUGUAAGGAUAAGAAGAUUUAUAUUGAGGUAGUAUCGCUCUAAUCAAGGCCUUUUCCAUCUACUAUUAAGCCUUUUUCUUUCAGCAAAAACGAAAUGGAGCAAGAAAUCAAAUCCCUUCAGUCAGCCUUGUGCUUCGUUUCGGCCGAACUCCGAAUCCAUCAACAAAAACUCAUGGAAACCAAGAAACAAGCCUUCAUUAACAACAACAAUAACAACCUCCCGGAGCCGGAGGAAAAAGCUCCAGAAUGCAGCGAUGAACAAGAUCAUGGACAUGAUUCAGGUGUGGAGACUGGAGAAGCUCCCAAAAGACAGAGCCAACGACAAAAAGCUGACAAAUUCAUUGCCAUGGUGUCUGGAUUCUUGAGAGAAGCCAACAAAGCUUUGAAUGCAUUGGAGACGGCUCAUGAGGACACGCAGGGAAAGGUAGGGAUAAGAUUUUUGUUUGUUUGAAAAUUUUGAGUUUUUUUGAAUUUUUUAAAAAAGAAAAAAAAAGUUUUUAGAGGUUUUUGGCUGUCGAAUGUUGAAGUUUAAAGUCUUUUUCGAAAUAUUUUUUUAAAGUUUUGGGACUUUGAAGCGGAAUUUAAGCGUGGAAAUUAGAAUUUUUAGGCAUUUUUCAAAGAAAACUGAUUAAGAAAUAGAUUUUUUAGAGUUAAAAAUGUAUAAAAUCAUAUUUGCUUUAGUCAUAAACAAUAUAAAUUUAUGUUUCUUUAAUAUAAUAUGGUUUUAGUUCACGGAAUGUGCUCGUUUCUUUGCCGAAGAUGCUUCAAAGUCGAGUCCAGAUCAAUUCUUCGGCGUCUUCACAAGAUUCUUGAACCAAUUCAGCGAUUGCUAUGCGAUGGUACUGAAAGAACGCGAAGAUCAGGAGAGAGUAAAGAAGCAGACAAUAUCGAGGACAUUGUUUUCUAGAAAAGGUGGGUUUUUCGAUAAUUUUUAUAGGAAGAAUAUUGGUAUCUUUCAAUUAAAUUUAUGGUAAAUUCGAAUUUUUUGGCAUUUUUUUUAUUUUUCGAGUUUUGAGGAAAUAUGGACUACAACAAUGUUGAUAAUUAAAAAUUUCAGUGAAUCGUGGAAAACGAGACGACAAGAACAAGGACUUUGAGCGUCUGAUUGACGCGCUACAAACAGGCGAAAUCUUCUCCGAAGACCUGAGCCGCCUUCGAAUGUCCGUCCGCCAUCCAAAGAAACGGCCAACACAACAGCCAGCCAUUGGCUAA
Messenger RNA from Bursaphelenchus okinawaensis, 9466 nucleotides. Lineage: Eukaryota; Metazoa; Nematoda; Chromadorea; Rhabditida; Aphelenchoididae. The record is from the annotation of a GenBank genome assembly.